AUGUCGGAUCUUUUCUCGUCGUUAAACUCCGACGCAGCAGAGCUAAUCCUCUCCCACCUUCCGAUCCCUUCCCUCCUCCGUGCCUCCUCCGUAUGCAAAAAGUGGCGAUCCCUUAUCACUACCCCAAAUUUCCCUUCCCUCUGCCACAACCACCACAAAUACCACCCUUGGUUCUUCCUCCACGGCCUCCACAACACCUCCUCCAGAAACAACCAGUCUUUCGCCUUUGAUCCUUCCUCCAACUCCUGGUUUAUCCUACGUUCCUUUCCUUUCCCUUCUUCCGACUUCACUGGCUCUAGUGGUUUCCUCUUUUCCACUGCUCCUUCCUUUUCCUUCUCUCCUGUCCUCAAACCUCGUUGGAAAUCCACCUCUCCUCUCCGCUUUUCGCGUAUCAAUCCCUUACUUGGUGUUUUUUGUGAUCACCAGAGACCCUCAAAUUAUCUUUCCAAGCCUAAGUUUAUUGUUGUUGGUGGUGUUAGAUUCAUUGGUGGAUUAGUCGAUAUCGAGGACAGGUUGGCUGUUGAAAUAUAUGACCCUUGUACGGAUUCUUGGGACCUUGGGCCGCCUUUACCUGCAGAUUUUCGAUCUGGUUACUCCUCUCAAACAUUGUCAUCAGCCUUGUUUAAACAAAGGUUCUUUGUGUUUGGGAUUUAUACAUUUUUUGUUUCGUCUUUCGAUUUGGAUAACCGUGUUUGGUCGCAGGUUCAGACAUUAAGGCCACCUGGGGUCGUCUUUGCCUUCUUGAUUGCUUGUCACGAAAUGCUUGUUUUAGCCGGAGUGUGUAAUGGGCCUCACCCACACGGGCCUUCCUUUAAUUUGUGGAGGAUUGACGAGGAAAGUAUGGAGUUUAGUGAAAUUGCAAUUAUGCCUCAGGAUUUGCUUUAUGGGUUGGUUGAUAGUGAGGAGGAAGACAAGUUUGCUAGCUUGAAAUGUGUGGGGAUGGGAUGUCUUAUUUAUGUGUUUAAUGAGGAGUAUCAUAAAAAGUAUCCUGCUUGUGUUUGCGAGAUUAGCAGUGAUUCUGGCAAGUGUAGCUGGAGGAGAGUGCCUCAAUUGCCUUCACCUGUUAAUAAGUUUCACAAAGUUAUUAGCUACUGUUCCACAGUCUUGCCACAUAAUGUUUUUGGAGGCGAAGAGGAAGAAAAAAUUGGGAGUAUUUCUGAUUGA
Dovyalis caffra is the source of this 1164-nucleotide messenger RNA. Lineage: Eukaryota; Viridiplantae; Streptophyta; Magnoliopsida; Malpighiales; Salicaceae. The record is from the annotation of a GenBank genome assembly.